GUGGUAUAGUUCACUGGUAUAGUUCAUGACGUAGGCGUGAUAAAGUUAGUGAGUUGAGUGCUGGUGAUGGGAUGAGCUUUGAGUCUGUUCAUGUUUUCGCAGAGUUUACAAUCAUGCAAUCCUGUGCGAAGAUACCGCUGGCUAAUACGUUAGGGCUACUGCUGUUGAUAUUAAUCACCUUUUGUUCUGCAAAUGACAACAACAGCAGCAAACCACGCGAUAAGGUGAGGUUGUUUAAUAAAAGAUCGAGUAAUCGGGAAAUUCUUUAACGUCAUUUGCUGUAUGAUAAUUGAAAAGUGAUACCACUGAACAGGCUCUAUAGGUAAAAAGGUCAAAGGAAGUGGCUGACUCGAAGAUUUUCAAGACGUUUCUCUAAAAUGCCACUGUCUGCACCUUUUUUUUUAAACUCAAACAUUGGAAAUUGUUUUUUAGAAACUUGAACGAUAUUUAAAGCAAAACAAAUUUGGUCUACAGGACAAUAAUGCUUGUUUCCAAUUAAUAUUCUUUUAGAUUACACGUCAGCAGACAUCAUCUUAUGGUUCCUGUGGUCAUGGUGGGUGUUUCUGUGCACCAGGAAUUCCAGGCAUUCCAGGAAGCCCUGGACCCGCGGGACCAGCAGGUGUUGCGGGAUCACCCGGUAAUCAUGGACCUGAAGGACCCAUGGGCCCACGAGGAAACAAAGGUGAUGAAGGAACCCGUGGAAGACAGGGACCUCCAGGCCCCAGCGGUAACAAAGGUGAAGCAGGUACCCCUGGCCCCAAGGGACCUCAAGGACCCUCAGGUUCAGCUGGUUCCCCUGGAAACAAGGGUGAUACAGGUGCUCGUGGUAGUCAAGGUCCCCCAGGUCCCAAGGGUGCUCCAGGAUCGUUUGGCCUUAAUUGGAAACACUGCGUUUUUAAGAAACUGAACGAUGGCAGGGACGCUGGAAUGAUCAAGGUAAAGACUCAGUUUACAGCUAAAAAUAUGAGAAGUUAGCCUAAAGUAAAUAAGAGAUUAACCAACUUCAGAUUUGAAAAUUCUAGUUUUGUCAACUUUGUCAGGAAGAACGAUUUUCAUUAAUUUCAACAGGCCUGGAACUACCGUAUUUAUUCGAAUAAGCGCCCAACCUCGAAUUAGCGCCCACCUCGGAUAAGCGCCCAUCCUAAAGGCAGAAAAAGUUAAUAAGCGCCCACCCUCGAAUAAGCGCCCACCCCCUACUCCUCCCAAUCAAACCCAAAUAAGCACUCACCCCACCCCACCCACUUGAGUGAAUAAAUUCUAAUAAGAGACUUCCCCGAGGACGGAGUAUUCUUCAGAGUAUUUACAGAAACCUUGUUUUGUUACUUCUUCGCGUUUUGUUAUUAGCAUUUAUUGUUUUGUUACAAAAUAAACAUACUUCACUUGCUGAAAACGGUGAAAAUUUAAUAAGCGCCCAGCCUCGAAUAAGCGCCCACUCUCAAGGUCCAAAAAUUUAAUAAGCGCCCAGGGCGGUUAAUCGAAUAAAUACGGUAACCCAUGGCUGCCUUCAAAUAAUAUCUCUUUAUUCAUUAUUUAACAUUUUAGUCCGAUUGUUUCAAUUUUGGUUGUUGAAGUUGCUGAUCUUCAAAUGAUCUAUGAUGUUCCUAUUUAUAUUCUCACAGGAAUGUGUUUUUAAGAAGAUGUCAGACAACACAGCGCUACGUGUCAUCUGGACUGGCGCUCUUCGAAUCUAUAACUGUGACGGCUGCUGCAGUCGAUGGUAUUUCACCUUUAACGGUGCAGAGUGUUCAACCCCAGCAGCCAUUGAUGGUGGAGUGUACAUGAGGUAUGGACGUGGCAGCAGACUAAAGAAUUUGCACCGCGUGCGUCACAUUGAAGGAGUCUGUGAGAAAAUUCACAAGGGCACAGUGCGUGUGGGAUUCUGGGUCGGCAAAUGUUCUGGUGUGACUUCUGCUGAUGCUGAGACAGGCUGGCCCGGAGUGUCCCGUAUCUACGUGGAGGAAAUACCUCCCCCACAGGCUUAAGCCGAUUCAGAUUUCUUUUUAAGUAAGGAUGAUUAAUAAGCUAACUUUUGACAGAAUUUUUAGAGGUCCAAGGAAUAAAAAUAAUGGGUGAUAUUUUUGAAAUUAGAAGCAAACGUAGGUGAGGUUUAAAAAAAGCUUGAGC
Porites lobata is the source of this 2124-nucleotide messenger RNA. The record is from the annotation of a GenBank genome assembly. Lineage: Eukaryota; Metazoa; Cnidaria; Anthozoa; Scleractinia; Poritidae.